AUGCCGAUUGGGUGCCAGAAUAUGCUGGCAAGCAACAGACCAGCAUCAUGUCCAUCUUCUGAUCCUCAACAGGCCUCUGAUGACAUUAAAAAUGAGGCGAUGGCUCUGUCCAAUAACUCUAGACCCACCCAACGUUCCAAAACAUUUCCUUUCGACUCCAUUAUCACUAUCUACCGGGAUAAUGAGAGCGAAAUCCCGUGCCCAUUUGCUGAUCCUCCAUUGAUGAGGCUAAGCGCCGACGCCAUCAAUGAAAAUGGCAUCCAUAGCAAGGCUGUUAGCAUAUCACAAAAAUCAGCUGAAACAGUGAUCAGUUUCAAUAAUACACCUUUUCAUAUGACCGAUGCGGAAGACAAUUUGACAAAUUGUGUUUUGGAAGAUGACAAAGACAUUGUGGAAGAUUAUGAUGAUGAUUUUCUUAACUCGGUUGAUGAUCCACCAGAUGGGGAUGCCACUCCAGAUUAUUCGUUCGUCGCUAUUCAACUGUCUUAUGAUGAAGAACAUGACUCUCAAUCCAAUAUAAAUGCAAAUCAUUUAAGUGAAUCGAAUGGGAAUUUAGUAAGGGAUAUAAUAAAUGGUGGAACCAUGGAAGUUCUAUUUUCUGUUGCCACUACAUGUGAACUUUCACGAGAUAUCUCUAAUUCAGAAUGCAUCAUCCGUCGUUCCAGUAAAAAUGAUUAUGACAAUGAAGAAUAUUGUGAACUAAAUGAUAGAAAUGGAGAUGGGCCGAUAAUUCCUAUUACUAAGCAAAGUAUACCAAUUCCAGGUAGAUCAACCCCAGAAAGGCCAUUGAAAACGGGUUCAGGAAUCAUGGGGCUUGACAAGGAUAUCUCCACAAAAGUUGAGGAAAUGAGUGAAGAUGAAAAUUGUGAAAGACGCUCACCAUCUUCCCGAGAUUUUACUGAGAUCUCUGGUAUUAAUGACACUGCUGGAACUUCGUUUUUUGUUCUAGAUGAUGAGCCUGAUAUUGUUAGCCAUAGUGCUGAUGCUAAAACAAACCACCGUGAUACUGUGUCGGAUAUUACUUCCAAAGGUGAGACAAAGUUGUCCACAGAAGCUAUUCUUUCUGGAAAAAGAAGCUCACAGGUUUCGAUUGAAUCGAAACAUUCGAGAAAAAGGAAAUCUACAUUAGCUGAUCUAUGUGCUAAAGCCUCUGCUAGCUCUGCCAGAUAUAGAGUUGGUCUCUCUAAAAGGCAGUCCAUUGAACAUCUUCAUUCCCGUUUUUCCAACAAGUGA
Molecule: messenger RNA, 1233 nt
Organism: Saccharomycopsis crataegensis
Lineage: Eukaryota; Fungi; Ascomycota; Saccharomycetes; Ascoideales; Saccharomycopsidaceae
Exons: 1
Coding region: 1-1233 (410 amino acids)
Source: RefSeq, a predicted model, not a curated record